Molecule: messenger RNA, 2292 nt
Organism: Cyphellophora europaea CBS 101466
Lineage: Eukaryota; Fungi; Ascomycota; Eurotiomycetes; Chaetothyriales; Cyphellophoraceae
Exons: 1
Coding region: 1-2292 (763 amino acids)
Biological process (GO): regulation of transcription by RNA polymerase II
Molecular function (GO): RNA polymerase II cis-regulatory region sequence-specific DNA binding; DNA-binding transcription factor activity, RNA polymerase II-specific
Source: RefSeq, a predicted model, not a curated record
AUGACCGGCCUGCGUCGCCAGGCGCCCCCGCCGCCUUUUCAGAUAUAUCAGGAUCAGGAUCAAGAUCCUCAGUCCCAGGAUGCCGAAUAUCACAACUCUCAAACGUCACCGCCUUAUCAGCAGGCGCAGAGACCCCGGCCACAGCUUCAGCCAUCGGCCAUCCCUCGUCAGUCUCCUCUUGGCUCGACACACCCGCACAAUGUCGCUUUCAACCCCCAACCUUACCAUCAAGGCCAUUCCAUGUCCCCGCAGAAAGUGCAUCAAUUCCACCAACCUAUGACGGCUUACAAUAACUUGACGUUUGUUGAUCUACCAGCGCCUCAGCCUAUGGCAAGCUUUGACGAAUCGCCCACAAAGCGCCACGUCCCGGAAUCGGCACCAUAUGUCGCACCUCAGCCAAACCAGGGGAUGCAUGUCUUCAGCGCGAGCUUUGAUUCUUUCGACCAAGAGAAUUAUCCGGCCACGGCGGCCAACGACAAUGCCGACUUCCCCUCCCCGUCGUACAAUCGCCGCAACAUCCUGAAGCGAUCUCAGUCCGAUCUCGUGCAUGUCGACGACCGUGCCAUCAAACGUCAGCGAGUAGAGGAAGAGACUCAGGUUCCGAUUCCCGCCCCCAGUGACAUGCCCGUCCUCGAGGAUGACGGAAACAAGCCACCCUACAGCUAUGCUCAAAUGAUCGGCAUGGGUAUUUUGAGAGCACCUCAACGUCGGCUGACCUUGGCUCAGAUCUAUGAAUGGAUCUCAACCACCUUCUCCUUCUACCGAGAAGACCCUAAGGCGGGCUGGCACAACUCUAUCAGGCACAAUCUUUCCUUGAACAAGGCUUUCACCAAAGUCGACCGUCCAAAGGGGGAUGCUGGCAAGGGCUGCUACUGGGUCAUUGUUGAAGGCAUGGAGGGCCAGUUUCUCAAAGACAAAGGUCGCAAAGGCAACAACAGCCACAACAAUAAUAUGGCCAACAUGACCGUCCACGCGAGCGUCAUGUGUCCCGAGCCCCAAUCACUCUCUCAGCCACCCCCCUCACUGGAGCCGCUGGCGCCCAGCCCAUUCAUCCAAGAAACGUUUCCCGUGCAGCCACGACCUCACACGGCUCCUCCAUUACCGGAUCUGUCUUCAGAUGCCACUGUGCCUGCUUCAGACCCGGCUCUGCACGAGGAUGUGGUCUCUGGCGCGAUCGAUUCGACCAACCUCCCCUUGCCAGAAUCUUCGCCCCCUCAAGCGAUGAACUCCUCACCUCCAGUUGCGGCCAAUGCCCAUCGUCGCACCGGCUCAUCCCCCAGCGCUCAUCGCCACCAGCCUCCGGCCAUAAGCCACAAGCGCAACGCGGCUACCAUGGACGACAGCGGCUACUUCUCGUCACUGCCAUCGUCAGCCAUGCGACCGAAGCAGUCACAAGCUUUCUUGACCUCUGAGGCGGAUGGCGAGCCGGCCAGAAAGAAGCGGAAGGCUGGUCGAGCGGAAGCCGAAAUCGAGCGGAUGCGAUACUCGUCUGUGGACCCAACGCCCUUUCACUUCCGGACUACGGCUGCCAACGGUACCCUCGAUCCGACUGCAUCUUCGCCACCACCGCGCUCGAGUCCUGUACAUCAGCCUGCUACACCACUGAUCACCUUCAAGAAGCCUGCCAGGCCCGUCCCUGACUCUGUCUCUCCCAACGCACAACUUGCACAACACCGCCAUGAUAUGCAGACAUUCCUUGGCGUUCCCUCGACUCCCGACCUUUUCUUCCAUAGCUACGGUCUGUCAUGUCCAGAUACCACUUCGCCUAGCAGAAUGGUUGCAACACCUAGUGCCGGCAUUGGUAGCGAGUUCCAUAUCUUUGAUGAUAACCUGUUCGCUACUCCCAUCAUGACGCCAGGCUAUGGACGUAGCCCCCUGAAGUCGGCCAAGCGCUCCGCCCCAGGACGCGACUUGGCUAAGACAGGCACCGCAUCUAGCACUCGGCUCAGAGAGAUGCUCGCGCAGGCCGACCAAAACCGACUCAAUGUUGCCAGAGACGGAUCAACGAACAAUAUGAUCAGUCCGUUCAAACCGAGCCCAUUUCUGAGACAAACCUCUGCCGCUGCAUUCAAUGGCAGCCCACUGAAGUGCGUGACAGCUUUCACGGCCGGCGGCAGCGAAAACGAGUUCCAAGAACUCAUGACCUUUCCUGACGACCUGUCCGAUGAGAUUGACACAAGUCCCAUCGAUCUGCUCAACGGAUUUGAACCAAUCGGUCUUGACAUUGUCAAUCCCCGGGCUGUGUCCAAGAGACCUGGUAUAGGUGGCCGAAGCUUCACCAGCAGAUUCUGA